AUUUGCCCACACCCUACGGAAACCUUUGACAGAUAACGAAAACGACUAUGUUGAAAUUGUCAAGUUGAAAUCUUGUAGUUUGAAAAUGAUUCUUCUUGAAAUAAACAACAAAAUAGUCGAAGAUACUCUCAGUGUUAAAAUCAGAAAUUCGCUUGCAGGAAACAAACCGGACUCCGUUAAUGUAAUCAUUGCUGAUUUUGAUGGAGUGCUAUUCCAUAUUUCAAACCCUGACUCUGAAAAAUCAAAAGUUCGAGUUAGCAUAUCAUUGAAAUUCUACAAGGAUCUUCAGGAACAUGGAGCCGAUGAACUAUUGAAGCGAGAGUAUGGUACCUUACUUUGUCAAACAGAAGAUGGGUACAAUAUUUCACUUGUUCUGGAUUUGGAAAACAUACCUAGCAACUGGGAAGAAAUUGUGAAAAAAAUUGGAUUGCUAAAAAGGAAUUGCUUUGCUUCAGUUUUUGAAAAGUAUUUUGAAUUCCAGGAAAAAGGCGAAGAAGGACAUAAGAGAGCAGUAAUCAAUUACCGUGAUGAAGAAACGUUGUAUAUAGAAGCUAAAGCAGAUAGAGUUACAGUUGUGUUCAGCACCGUUUUCCGUGAUGAAGAUGACAUUGUGUUGGGUAAAGUUUUCCUCCAAGAGCUCAGAGAAGGUCGUCGGGCGUCGCACACUGCACCACAAGUUCUUUUUUCCCACCGCGAACCACCUUUAGAGCUGCAGAACACCGAUGCUAAAGUUGGUGACAAUAUCGGAUAUAUUACUUUUGUACUGUUUCCACGACAUACGAACAAGAAUGUCCGGGAUAAUACCAUCAAUUUGAUCCAUUUGUUCAGAGACUACCUACACUACCAUAUAAAAUGUAGCAAAGCCUACAUUCAUUCACGCAUGAGGGCUAAGACUUCUGAUUUUCUGAAAGUCUUAAACAGAGCCCGACCUGAACCAAAGUCAGUGGAGAAAAAAACCAUCACCGGCCGUACUUUCAUUCGUACCCCAUGAUGUUUAAUUGCAUUCGAUACUUUUUGUAAUUCAGCAUAUCGCUUAUUGAUUCUGUAACACAUUUACAUAGACAGAGCAGCAUUACAAUAACUUUGCUUUGUGU
This is a messenger RNA of Daphnia carinata, 1094 nucleotides long. RefSeq names its product actin-related protein 2/3 complex subunit 2-like (gene Arpc2). The transcript has 6 exons. NCBI's taxonomy places the organism in Eukaryota, Metazoa, Arthropoda, Branchiopoda, Diplostraca, Daphniidae. The record is from RefSeq and is a predicted model, not a curated record. Bases 86 to 991 code for a protein of 301 amino acids. Gene Ontology annotation, molecular function: actin filament binding; structural constituent of cytoskeleton. Gene Ontology annotation, cellular component: Arp2/3 protein complex; actin cytoskeleton. Gene Ontology annotation, biological process: actin filament polymerization; Arp2/3 complex-mediated actin nucleation.